CAUAUCAAAUGACUGAUUGUCGGCAAGUCCAGCGUAAUAUUAAACCAGGCUGUUCAAUAAUCGACACCUUAACAUAAUGUUUUAGUGCUGUAGAAAUAAGGAAUAUAUUUUCAUGUAUUGUGCUUGAAAUAAACAAAAGAAGUAUAUAAAUGUUAACACAGAUACGGUUUUUCAAAAUACUUUGUACAAAUGAUUAGUUAAAACAAUUUUAUAGAUGUAUAGUAGAUCAAAUUUAAGCAGAAGUUGGUCGCAUUACAAUGGACCGACGGAUCAGUUUUAUUUGUACUAUGGAAAGGAUUUACCCAUGUGUCCGGCACCGGACUACCCUGGCUCGUCGGGGAAUAUUUCGAGACCCACAGAUCGGUCACACAAACACAUCGGCAAAACUCGAAGUCGUUCUACACAAAUCACGCAAAUGUCUUCAUCGGGACGGGGAGAUAAGAUGACGACAGGCUGUCAUCAGUUUCUUAAAUAUGCCAAUAUACUCUUCACAUUUAUCAUUUUUAUUGCUGGAGCGGGUAUACUUGGUUUAGGAAUAUACAUUCUCGGCUCGGACUAUGGUGCCAAACAGAUGUCUGAAAUACUCGGCAAUGAUCUUUACCAAAUAGCUGCCUACGUUCUCAUUGUUGCCGGAUCUGUGCUGGUUCUUAUCUCAAUGUGCGGAUGCUGCGGGUCUCUUAGAGAGAGCAAAUUUAUGCUUGGCUGUUUUAUUUUUGCAAUAUCAGUUCUAGUAUUAGUACUCAUCACCGCAGCUAUAAUUGUGUUCGUCUUCAGGCAAAAGAUGGAGGGCGACGUCAUUCAUUCGAUGGAAGACAUUUUAAUAGAGAAAUAUGGUGUAGACCUUGAAAAGAACUCAGACAACAGAAUGAUCACUGACUUUUGGAACUGGCUACAGAGAGAAUUACAAUGCUGUGGUGUGACAGGCGGACUUAACAGUACAACAUCCUGGGCUAUUUAUAGACAUGCUGAAUGGUAUAAAGGGUUUGAGACUGGUAAACCAUAUGUUCCGCAGAGCUGCUGCAAGGUUGACGGAGAUAUUAACCUGUGCACCGGUAUUACAGACUUUAAUGGGCCACCAUCUCUAACUCCACCACUGCUGGGAAACUUUGAUACUAAUUCCGAACUUUAUACUGUGGGUUGUUAUGACGAGCUGGUACAUUACAUACAGAGUCACGCCAUUAUCAUUGGUGUCUGUUCCAUAGCAACAGUUGUUGUCAUGCUCUUUGGUCUGUUUUUCUCCGUGUACUUGUGCAGACGGAUCGACGUAGAAUAUUACAGCUACUAACACAUGUCAAGUCAACAUAGACAUUGAACAUUUUACCUUACAAAAUCGUACCAUCAACAUAAAUAGAUCAAACAGGACAAUGUGUUCAAACGCUGAUCAACGGUGUUCAAACGCUAAAAUAUUGUAUAGAUUAGAAAGAUCUUGUUCAUUGUGCUGGACUGUUUAGACGCCUAAAUAUCGAAACUAGCGUUCAAACAAAAUUAAUUGCAAUUUAUAGGCAAGUUAGGCAACACUAAAUUUAUGCUGACAGCUUACACCUUUUAGAAAGUGUACGACAUUGUCAGCCUUGCCAUUUUUUGUUACAUAUAUAAUUUAUUCUUUCUUUUUAACUGUGAUAUACAUGUAUUGAUACUCUCUAUAAAAUGAGAUCAAUUUAAGCUCAAAAGGAAGGACAACAUUAAAUGAUGGUUGGCAGUUCUUAUGUACGAUUUUAACCCUUAACCUGCUGAAUUCAUAUCAUAGAUUUGUCCCGUUUCAAAUUUGGAACUAUUAAGGAAUUCUUGUAUUUUGAUAUAAAAAAUGAUAUCAAAUUGAUAUCAAACUUGAUGUAAAAAAGUAAAUGAAAAUAAAAUAUAUAAAUAAAUA
Molecule: messenger RNA, 1870 nt
Organism: Ruditapes philippinarum (Manila clam)
Lineage: Eukaryota; Metazoa; Mollusca; Bivalvia; Venerida; Veneridae
Product: CD151 antigen-like
Exons: 9
Coding region: 215-1285 (356 amino acids)
Cellular component (GO): membrane
Source: RefSeq, a predicted model, not a curated record